AUGGCUGAUACAGGAUUGCCUGCAGGUUGGGAAGUUCGUCACUCCAACUCCAAGAACCUUCCCUACUACUUCCAUCCCGAUACCAAGGAAUCUCGUUGGGAACCUCCUGCCGAUACCGAUACAGAGAAGCUCAAAUUCUACAUGGCACAAAAUCACACCCCCGCUGCUCGCAGCGAUGUCACCGGACAAGCUGAGGGCAAGAUCCGUUGCAGCCACUUGUUGGUGAAGCACCGCGACAGCCGACGCCCCAGCAGCUGGCGAGAGGCUAAUAUCACCCGUACCAAGGAAGAAGCUAUCCAGAUUCUUGAGGGUCACCAGCAGCGCAUUCAGUCUGGCGAAGCUACCCUUGGAGACAUCGCUAUCUCAGAAUCUGAUUGCAGCAGUGCCCGUAAGAAGGGUGACCUUGGUUUCUUUGGACCUGGUGAGAUGCAGAAAGAGUUUGAGGAUGCUGCGUUUGCUCUGUCGCCUGGUCAAGUCAGCGGCAUUGUCGAGACUGCCUCCGGUGUCCACCUCAUCCAACGGGUACAGUAA
Penicillium odoratum is the source of this 531-nucleotide messenger RNA. RefSeq names its product peptidylprolyl isomerase ESS1 (gene pin1). The transcript is spliced from 4 exons. Gene Ontology annotation, cellular component: nucleus; cytosol. Gene Ontology annotation, molecular function: peptidyl-prolyl cis-trans isomerase activity; protein binding. Bases 1 to 531 code for a protein of 176 amino acids. NCBI's taxonomy places the organism in Eukaryota, Fungi, Ascomycota, Eurotiomycetes, Eurotiales, Aspergillaceae. The record is from RefSeq and is a predicted model, not a curated record.